Pectinophora gossypiella (pink bollworm) is the source of this 1768-nucleotide messenger RNA. RefSeq lists its product as uncharacterized. The coding region runs from base 40 to 1350 and encodes 436 amino acids. NCBI's taxonomy places the organism in Eukaryota, Metazoa, Arthropoda, Insecta, Lepidoptera, Gelechiidae. The transcript has 5 exons. The record is from RefSeq and is a predicted model, not a curated record.
CCGAGCCGAGCGCACGUCGCCGCGCACGCAGCUGCCGCAAUGAUGCGGCGCGGGUCAAUGGCCAUACCCGGCGGGGGCGAGCCGUUGAUCGUGGUAGAAGAAAGCGGCGCCGAGGAAGCCGAAGCUCAGCUCUCAUACGAACCACCCCGGGGCUUCUCCAUAGACCAAGAGUCGCCCCCAGACCCCUACCACCUGUCCCCAUGGCGGGACACUCGCAAACAUUCCCUGCCCACCCCUUCUUGCACCACCGGACCUACAGCCAGCCAGGUUCGACGGCUAUCAGAGCGCGGUGAGGGCGCAGUUCGAGAGGCUCGCGAGGCUGCCUUUCUGGCCACACUGAGCCAGGCCCCACCACAACCAGGCGGCCGCAGACAUUCCGUGGUGACAAUAUCCCGAGUGCCACAAGCUCUCUUCGGGCGCGGACGUCGCGAGUCCAUCGCAGCGUUCCCCGCUCUAGCCCGCAGUCGCAGGGACUCCGGCUCUAAGAAAUGUCUACCAGCAACUGAGACGCUUGGCAGCACCCACAAUCUUCAGCUCGAUAUAAUGGACGACAUCGUGCAAGCUCGCAAAGUGAGGAUGCGGCUGUGGAAUACAUCCAACGAGCGCGUGUGCGAGGUGCAGCCGCUGGACGAACGGUCGCCGGUGGGUGGCUCCGUGCGGUACACGAACCGCGGUCGCCGGCAUUCGGACUUCGUGGGUGCACCGCUACCGCCGAUCCCGGCGCGACGCCGCGCCUCCGAGAUGCCGCCGCCGCCGCCCAUACCACCGCGAGCCGGCGCCGCCGCGGCCGGUGGGCCCGGCGUCGUCUGCACCGACACCGACCUGCAGCACAUGCUCAACGCGCUCACCUCCUCCGCAACGGAGAUAGACCGCUGCGGCCGCCCCGAGCGCGCGCCGCGCCGCCUCGCCGACAUGCGCUCCAGCAGCUUCGAUGCCUCCACCCUGCGCGACAAAUCCGCCGACUCCGGCGCAACGUGGUUCGCUCGACGACACCAAACGCUAGCUACCAAGAAGAAAGAGAACGAGCCCAAAAAGAGUAAAGUGACGUUCGCUCCGGAUUCGAAACCAGCAUCCGGCGACACGGCGGCCGUGGUCUGGGAUAAACCGACGGGUUCUGUCGUAGAUGCUAGUGCACUGGGUAGUGCUAUAGAAGUUUUUCUAAGGAAAAGUGGCACCGCUGACGGGGGCCCGUCGACGUCCGGCACAAGCAAGCCCAAGGAAGCGAACAAAGGACCGGCGACGGGACCGGUGGCGGGGCCCACCGAGCGCUGGAGCCGCCCCGAUGACGAGGAGGCUGCCUCGGGCUGCGACGCCACGCUCUGUUCCUCUCUGAAGGAUCUUUUCGUGUAGGCAUAUUUCUCUUGUAAAUGAAUAGUUGUCGAUAAGAUUCGUUUCUCAAGGAAUGAGGUACCAGGCGUACCUUUGUACUUUAUGAAUCUUUCAAUGUGAUAGUUGCGCGCCGGCGCCGGUCGUCCCGAGUCGACUCACGACCGACGCCUGCACUGCGUGAAAUUAUUUUUAGAGUGAAUUCUAUUUUCAUUGUAAAUUUUUUGAUAUUAGUGAUCAAAGUAUUGACUUACUGUUAGAUAGAAAAUUAUAUUCGUGAUUAAGGGCGCGCGCUUUCCGCCGUGGCCGGCUUCCCCCGCGCGUCCCACCCCGCCCCGUCUCGUUGACAAUCUGUCUUGUAAUCCAGUGUUCCCAUUCAAACAUUAAACUUUAUAAUAUAACAGACAUUACGGUGGAGACGUUGGGAGAAACGUACGCUUAA